GGCGCGGGGCGCGGCGCAUGCGCGGCGGCGCCCGUGCCGCUGGCCGUCGCCUGGCUGUGCGGAGCCCUGCGGGCUGGGCGAGGAGGCGGCGGGGCAGUCGCGGGGCUUUCCCGUCCCUGCCUGCCUGCCGCGGCGCCGGGGAUGAGGGGCUCGGCCUCGCGCCGCACCUCCCUGCCCCGAUGAGGCUCCGCCGGAGCAAGUGAGUGACGGGGGCGCCGGGCGGGCGCUGGCGGCCUGGCCUCGGCAGGGAGGAUGUGGUGAGAGGAUGGGGCUGCCUGCGGCCGCGGCUCGCCAUGGCCAGGGAGGACUCGGUGAAGUGCCUGCGCUGCCUGCUCUACGCUCUCAACCUCCUCUUCUGGUUGAUGUCCAUCAGUGUAUUAGGCAUUUCUGCUUGGAUGAGAGACUACUUGAAUAAUGUUCUCACUUUAACUGCAGAAACAAGGGUGGAGGAGGCUGUCAUUUUGACAUAUUUUCCUGUGGUCCAUCCAGUCAUGAUUGCUGUCUGCUGUUUCCUUAUCAUAGUUGGAAUGUUGGGCUACUGCGGGACGGUGAAAAGAAAUCUGUUGCUUCUUAUCUGGCUCGCCUUCUCUCAUUGCUUGUUGACCCAGCUUCUCCUUUCUCUGCUGAAAGGAAUAAGGAACAGGAGAGUCACAGGAAGGAAGGAGCGAAUGAGUAAACAGAACCAGAAAGCCCAGCCAAACCUCUGUGUCUUGUCUGAAAUGCAGUCCAGCCUCACCAGUGAGGCAUGCCUUGAGUCUGUGGUUCGGCUCCAUUCUUGUUGCCACAGACUGAACAUGGAGUGGAUGUCCUAUCAGUACUUUGGAAGCUUGCUAGUAAUAUUCUGUGUUGAACUGGCCUGUGGUGUUUGGACCUAUGAGCAGGAAAUAACGGUUCCAGUGCAGUGGUCUGAUAUGAUCACUCUAAAAGCCAGGAUGACUAAUUAUGGCCUACCUAGAUACCAGUGGCUUAGCCAGGCUUGGAAUUUCUUUCAGAGGGAGUUUAAAUGUUGUGGGGUGGUAUACUUCACAGACUGGCUGGAAAUGACAGAGAUGGACUGGCCUCCUGACUCCUGUUGUGUCAGGGAGUUUCCAGGAUGCUCGAAGCAGGCGCAUCAUGAGGAUCUCAGUGACCUUUAUCAGGAGGGAUGCGGUAAAAAAAUGUACAGCUUUUUGAGGGGGACGAAGCAAUUGCAAGUGCUGCGAUUUCUGGGAAUCUCUAUUGGAGUAACGCAGAUUCUGGCUAUGAUCCUCACGAUUACUUUGCUGUGGGCUCUGUACUAUGACCGAAAGGAUCCUGGGGCAGACCAAAUCAUGUCCCUGAAGAGUGACACUGCACAGCACCUGUCAUGUCAUUCAGUGGAGCUACUGAAACCAAGCAUAACACGGAUCUUUGAACAUACAUCCAUGGCAAACAGCUUUAAUACACAGUUUGAAAUGGAAGAACUCUAGGUGAUACAGUGGAUCGAAGAAGUCGCAAAGAGUUUUAAUCUUUUUUUUCUCCUUUUUGGUGGUGUUUUUAUUCUAUUCCAUGAAGUAGUUUUCUGUCUUUCUGUGCUUCAGAAAAUGGCUGAGGAAUAAUGGAGAAAACACCUGCACAGAAAGAAAGAUGAGCGAAUGUCUGUUUUGCAGCCUCUUAGGACAGCCAUGAAACAGGGAUUUUUUUGCAUUUUAGAAGGCAUUCGUUCACUGGGCACAGUAGUGGUUAACUUAUUGUCACAAGAUGUGUGAUGUAUAAAGUACUGAUUCAUUUGCAGGGAGAUGGACAGAGCUAAUGACAUACUCCUAAGGAAGCACCACCGAAGAGGAAGAAAAAUACUUGUCUUCCAAAGAAAUGACUGUGCUUUGAACAAACAGAAUAUGACUUCCGCUGAAAUAGACUUUUACAUUUUUACUAAGCCAUUUGGAAAAUGUCGUAAAAUAAUCAGGGAUCUUCAUGUAUAUAAAUGUGUGUUUUGUGUGUGCAUGGAUAGCAGAACUACAAUUCAAGUAAAUACUUGGAUUUAAAAAUUUGCAAGAUUUGUUUAAAAAAAGCAAGAUUCUUUUUCUAACAAAAUCUUUAUCUUAGCUAUUGCUGUUAAAGAUGUUCUAAAACUUCUAUUUUUAUCUAACAUAACUGUUUAAUUUUUAAGUUUAAAUUUAUUAAACAGAGAUUAAAAACAAAACUGACUCUGGACAAUAGACUGAUUUUCUGAGUAAUUCUAGAAAAUUCUUCUUUGAAACAGUUUUGUUCUGUGGACUAUUUGUUAGUAUUUAAAAAAAAAAAAAAAAAUUCUUUCCAAACUGGGGAUCAGUAUGGGGAGUAGCACAUUUUUGUCGAUAUAUCCAUUUUUCUAUCCAUGUUUCCCCUCAAAAUAGAAAAAAGACUGCAAGAAAAAUGCUUAUUGUUCUGGAUGCUAUUGCAAUGGUUGUAAAAGUACAGAAGAAGAAAUUAUAGUUUGGCUUGCUCUUCAUUAAGAGCUCUUUAGUGGCUUAAAAUGACACAUGGAAACAGUGUUAAAAUGUAUUUAUUGAGGUGGGAAAAGUGCAUUUUACUGUAUUUUUAUGAACAAUGUUUAUUCUGUAGGAUUAUUUUUACAGUUGGCCGUGCUCCUGAAAAAUGUAUUUGCUCCACUGAGCACAUUAGUUUGUGGCAAAUGGGUUUUUACAUAAUACUGCAUUUUAAAAUUUCUUUCAACUUGUUUUGGAUUUUGUAAAAGGAAAAAGCAGCAAGGUGUGAUUUGGUAGACAAUAAAACUACUGUUGUCUUAAA
Molecule: messenger RNA, 2748 nt
Organism: Dromaius novaehollandiae (emu)
Lineage: Eukaryota; Metazoa; Chordata; Aves; Casuariiformes; Dromaiidae
Gene: TSPAN12
Product: tetraspanin 12
Exons: 9
Coding region: 294-1448 (384 amino acids)
Cellular component (GO): plasma membrane
Source: RefSeq, a predicted model, not a curated record